This is a messenger RNA of Myripristis murdjan (pinecone soldierfish), 5736 nucleotides long. It is a transcript of the gene sema4ab, whose product is annotated as sema domain, immunoglobulin domain (Ig), transmembrane domain (TM) and short cytoplasmic domain, (semaphorin) 4Ab. The record is from RefSeq and is a predicted model, not a curated record. Gene Ontology annotation, biological process: semaphorin-plexin signaling pathway; neural crest cell migration; negative chemotaxis. Lineage: Eukaryota; Metazoa; Chordata; Actinopteri; Holocentriformes; Holocentridae. Gene Ontology annotation, molecular function: semaphorin receptor binding; chemorepellent activity. Bases 607 to 3099 code for a protein of 830 amino acids. The transcript is spliced from 15 exons. Gene Ontology annotation, cellular component: plasma membrane.
GCUCGCCUUUCCCCACACUGCUCAUAAGGUUGCCUACCUAACGCUUAUUCUGCUAAAGUGUAAUUUUGCACAGCACAUUUGGAAUCAAAGCGCAGUGCUAGAAUUAAUGUAAAAUUGAAGCCAUAAUGAUACAAACUGAUUGGGGAGUCUUGCUUUGAGCAACAGAGCAACUACUACAUGAAGUUGGGUGGAGAAUAAAUAGGGCUGCCUUUAGACUUUAAGCACACCCAAGAAUGGACAGUCUAACAAGCAAAAUCCUCUACGCGCACAAGGGUUUCAUCCACGCCAGUGUGGUUUGGGGAUUCUAUGACAAGAGCUGCUUUGGACUUCUAGAGGUCUGAGUAAUGGAAUAGUCUGGAGAAUCCGGAAUUGAAGAAUUUGUGAAGGCCCGGGCUGCGGUACUGAUGCUAUUCCUGGACACGACAGUGGUGGCGGACUAAUAUAAUGAUGGCUCACUCUAGAGACCAGAGGAGGGGGCUUCACCUGCAAUACCCAUCCUUCCAAACAAGUCUCUGACACUACAGACAAGCAACAUACACACAUCACCUGCCCUACCCUCCAGCUUUGAAUGCAGUUGACCUCCGGCUGACCUCCAUUCUUGCUGUAAUGGAGUACCACAGCCUCAUGUACCUCACUGUGGCCUUCCUUGGUUUACUAAGCCAAUGUCUAACAAGACUGACUCCCCGAGUUUCCUUCCCAAUGGGUAGUCCUGGGAGGCUUCUCAACCGCUUCAGUAGCGCUGACGUGAGCAACACCACCAUGCUGCUGCUAAGUGAGGAUCAAAACACGCUCUAUGUAGGAUCCCGGGAUGCUGUUUUAGCACUGGAUGUUAGCCAGAGGGAAGCCAUCACAAUGAAGAACAAGCUGGAUUGGUCCCCUUCAGAGACAGACUUAGAACAAUGUUCCAUGAAAGGCAAGAAAAUGUCGGACUGUCCUAAUUUCAUCCGAGUACUGCAGUUCCUGAAUGCCACCUACAUCUAUGCCUGUGGAACAUUUGCCUUCAGCCCACGCUGCACAUACAUUAACUCGAAAACAUUGACAAUGACGAGCCUGAAGCCUGAGGAAGGAAGAGGUCGCUGUCCGUAUGACCCUUACCAACGCAACACCGCCAUCACUGUUGAUGGAGAGCUGUAUACUGGAACAGUAGCAGACUACAGGGGGAACCGGCCAGUAAUUUCAAGGCACCUCAGUGAGGGCAGCCAUGUUGACCUCAAGCUGGAUGACACAUUGGGAUGGCUUGAGGAUCCAACUUUCAUCAGCUCCAGUUUCAUCCCCAGUGAAGAGAAAAUAUAUUUCUUCUUCAGUGAAGUGGGCAGAGAGUAUGACUUCAUUGACAAAUUUAUUGUGUCUCGCAUUGCUCAGAUCUGCACGACAGAUGUGGGAGGCCAGCGGACCUUGCAGCGGCGGUGGACCACGUUUGCCAAAGCUCAGCUGUUGUGCCAGUCUGACAAUGAGCUGCCCUAUAAUGUCAUCCAGGAUGUAGUCACCCUCCCACCACCAGAGGGAGCCCCAGCAGAUGACACACUCUUUUAUGGCAUCUUUACCUCUCAGUGGUCAGUCAACUCUGGGCAGUCAGCAGUGUGUUCAUUCCGCCUGAGUGACAUCAAAUUGGUUUUCUCUGGCAACUACAAGGUUCUGAACCGGGACACGUUACGGUGGAGCACACGGGUUCAAGAGAAGGUUGCAAAUCCAGGAGAGUGUGGCCUGCACAAUGCCUCAGACAACACUCUUCGCUUUGUCAAAGAAAACUUUCUGGCAGACGACAGUGUCCGGCCAGUGGGAAGAAGCCUGACCAUGGUGUCUCCAGACCAGUAUUACAGCCAUCUGGUUGCUCAGCGGGUCAAGAUAGCUAACAAGAGGGACUAUACAGUCCUUUUUCUACUCACAGAAUCAGGAUACCUCCACAAAGCAGUGCUGCUGGAGAAGGGGGCUCAUAUAAUUGAGGAAGUCCAGGUCUUUGAAAAACCUCAGACUGUUAAGAAUCUACAGCUUUCCAUAUCCAAGAGUAUGGUAUUUGUUGGCACGUCAGAGGGUGUGGUGAGAGUCCCAACAGCCAACUGCUCAUUCUACUGGAACUGUGUCCAAUGUGUUCUGGCCCGAGACCCAUUCUGUGGCUGGGAUCCUACCAGAAGGGCCUGUGUGGAUGCCACUAACACCGAGGCCAGUCUAGGCCAAGAUGUAGACACAGGGAAUGUUGAAGAGGCAUGCAACAGUGGUCCAUUAAUCACCAGGGCCAGAUUCGGGCCAAAUAAAUUGCCCCCAUCAACAUGUCCAGCAGGAGAGUUGGUGUCAGUGUCUCUGAAUGAAGUGGUACGACUGCAGUGUCCAGCAGCAUCGCAGCUGGCCCGUCGUGUCUGGGAGCGUCCCAACAGCCGACUCUCCCCAGACCUCUAUUUAAACCUGGAAGAUGGCAGUUUGAACUUUGUGGCCACCCCAGCCACCCUUGGCCAUUACCUCUGUGUGGCAACUGAGAAUGGCUACCAGCAGACCAUGGCCAUCUACCAGGUCAAACAGAAGGGCAGCCCCACACCCCAAACUGCAGCUUCUGCCAAUCAGCCUCAGACCCACCAAUCCUCUGUUACACAUGCAGCUGCUAGGCCAGGAAUGCCCACCUCUAUGGUUAACUGGCCAAAAAGGACAGAAACAAGGCAAAGAGAGACACAGCCAAAGUUACCCCCCAGUAACACUCGGGUCACCACGGGACUAUUGGGAAGAGACUUCACUAUGUGGGCAGAGGAAUCGGGGAAGAAAGAGGUACAGUUGCGGAAUGGGGAGUCCCUGCUAUUGUCGCGAGGUCCCUGUUACCUGAAGGAGCUGGUGGUGGUGUCUGUGCUGCUGGUGCUCUGCUUCAGUGUGCUCAUCAUGAUGCUACUGUACACCAUCAAGCAGCGCUGCCGCAGCCGAACAGCCCCCCAGGCCAGCACUCCAACGAGAGACUCUAAUAGGGGGACCUCUGUGGAGCGAGAGGCCCUCAGGGGAAGCCAGUCUGUGCGGAAUAAGCGCAACAGGCAAGCAAUGCACAGCGGCCAAGAAAAUGGAGUGGUGUGCAGUGAGGCACCAAAGGGCUCCAAUGGACAUUUACCCAAUACCCCUUUCUGAACAAUUCCAGACACAUGUGAACUGUUAAGAGUGACAACAGACAAUUCAGUGGGAAUUCUUAUGAGCUUUAUUUGUAACAUGAGGGGAAAGUCAAAUGCCCAGACAAAUGAGGACACUUUGCUCUCAAGACAGAAACACUCUGAUUGUUAAUCUCCUUCAUCUCAUUGUCUGAAUGUUUGUAUGUGUAAUUGUUCAAUACAAGAUAUCAGUUACUAGGCUGUAACAUUUUGAGACAGACAAGGCAUUCUAGAGUAGUAUGUGAGUGAGUUUUCACCAGUUUAUCCAAAAAGUGCAUUAACAGAAAUCAUUUUACGCAAAGAAAAAAAUCAGGACAAAUUUCUGUCAUUCUUUCAAAGACUCCAGUUGAGAUUUUGGUUUCACUCAUUGUUCAGGUGGAUGAAAAGGCUUGAAAAGGCUUCUCGUACCUAGGGGCGUGACCAUCACUUGUUUGUAUCGUAUUUAGUGCACUGUUCAGCCAUUGCUCACUGUGUAAAGAGGUUGGAAGCUGAUUAGUCACUCAUAGUAGGGCUCUUUUAAUUUUAGAUAUUUUUUAAAAGCUCUUGCUUUAUUGAAGUGGAUAGAUGAUCAACCAAACCUGGCCAUUUGCAUUUUAAAAUUGUUCAAAAACUUCUGAUGGAUCAACAAAAAUGCCAGAAAUAACUGUAAUUCUAAAAACAAACAGUUCUAAAUGUUGAUUACAGGGGAACCACUUUGAGUUCUAUGUGGUGCCCAUAACUAAAGGUUCUUAACAGCACCAUUUAUGUAAAUAUCAAGAUUGUGACUUAAAUGAUUCAAAAACCUGGUCUGCAAAAUAACAAAACGUUUUACAAAACAUUCAUGAAUCUAGAGUUUUUAUAGAUUCAUCAAAAGUACAAUUACAACUGUACAAUUCACAAUGUAGAAACUGCAAAAUUGCACAAGGAAAACAUACCUAUACGUACAUACUAAUAACUGAGUAAAAUUAUUUAAAAAUGAAUAUACAGACAUGACAUAACACAAAAGUAAUUUUCCCCAUAAGACCCCAUAAGACAAAAAUCACCAAUAAUCCAUGAAUGACUGAGGGUCUGCAGGGUUUUGUUGUAACUGCACCAGGUGAGUCACCACACCUUUGACCAGAGAUGAGGAACUUACCAGUGAAAUCAUCUGGUGCAGCCUUUAGCUGAAACAAGGACCUGCUGCCACAUGAUUACAAUAUCCAAGUCAAAGAAUUAAGAUUAACAUACAACAAAAUUAAUACAAUUAUUAAGUAACAGAUGAAAUUGCUUAUCUUACUGCAAAAAGCUGUGAGCUGUGGGAUCGGAGACACAGUGGCAAACCUGACUGUCAUGCAACACCUGAUGUUAGUCAUGACCUAAGUAAGAGAAACAGAAAAAACACAAACACAUUAGGCCAUAACUAACCGUGCUACUGGGUAACAAUGUACCUACAAUCUCCAAACGUAUGCAGACUGGUGCCAAUAUUAGUUUUUUAGAAAAACAAGUCUGAGCUGCUGCCACUAGUGAGACAACUAAGUUAUAGCCAGCACAGUAGACACGCAAAGUACAUCGCUACAUAAAAAUACAAACUGUAAUUCUCUUGUUUGUCGGUGUUAAGAAAACUUUGUGCUAGUCACUAAAUAACUCCUAAUGUCUCUCAGUGAGGGAAGGUGUAUUACUUUUAAAUUGUAGCACUUUGUUUUAAAUGUAAAGUGCAUUACAAAUAAAAUGUAUUAUUAUUGUUGAUAAUGUCAGGCAAGAUUCUGCUAACCUAGCCUUCCUAUGUGCAAAACAUGCCACAAAUUUACCUCUGCAAAAUAACAAAUAACAUUUUCUCAAGUACAACGAAGUAAAACAAUGUCUUCACUGAGAACCUAAUCCACAGGAGGACACUGAGUAGACCUAAUCUAACGUUAAUCUCCAUUUGUGACCCAGUUGCAUUAGUGAUUCAGCAGCAAAUCCCCACUCACCAGCUAUUUUUGUGGGAGGAACUGACAAAAUAGUCAGAAACCAGCAAAGAACCAUGUGGGGACAUUAAUGGUUCUUGUUAUAUGAUCGUACUGUAUAGCACCAGACGUGUGUGUGUGUGUGUGUGUGUUACACUUCAUAAUUUAUUGUAAUUUUGAUAUAAUUUGAGUUGGUGUGUGGCAUUUUUAAGGCUGAGACCAACAUUUUUAGACUCAGAUCAUCCAUCCUCAAACCACCACACACACACACACACACACACACACACACACAUACACACCUACUGGAUGGAAGAAAAACUAAGAUACAUUACUGCCUUACACUAAGAAUUAAUGCACAUACUUAGUUAUCAGUAAAUCAAGUUAGUAAUGAAGAUGUUUUGUCAGAUUUUCUAGACUUUUUUAUAGCUGAGGUCAGGCACUGUAAUAUUUGAUAAGAGACCAACAUCAUGAACUGUCAUAUUAGGCUAACCCUAUUUGUUAACACUGACAGUAAAAAAGAUGUCUGAAUGCCAGUGGUGACUGAAUCCAUAAAGCUGCUAUGAAAAUUGUGCUGGAUGACAUAUUCUAAGCUCCACUCUUUUUUUUUUUUUCAAUGGACCUUAUACCACUGUAACUUGAAAGCAUCUCUGUUUAUUAAAAUAUGGGGCACAAGCAGCUCAUUUCCUUACAAUAAAUGGACUUGGUCUGAAUUGAAA